Oncorhynchus keta (chum salmon) is the source of this 4805-nucleotide messenger RNA. RefSeq names its product DNA cross-link repair 1A (PSO2 homolog, S. cerevisiae) (gene dclre1a). Bases 453 to 3215 code for a protein of 920 amino acids. The transcript is spliced from 9 exons. Gene Ontology annotation, biological process: interstrand cross-link repair; double-strand break repair via nonhomologous end joining; protection from non-homologous end joining at telomere. The record is from RefSeq and is a predicted model, not a curated record. Gene Ontology annotation, molecular function: damaged DNA binding; 5'-3' DNA exonuclease activity. Lineage: Eukaryota; Metazoa; Chordata; Actinopteri; Salmoniformes; Salmonidae.
AAAUGUUUUGCUAUGUUUGACUUUGUGGAUGUGGUAACUAGUGGAAAUCCAGGACGAGCGCAUCACCGUGAUGUAUCAUGGGUAAAUUGUGACAGACUGAUGUGCAAAUAAUAUGUAGUAGUUAUUCAUGAUACACGGUGAUAUAUAGAUCAGAAUCGCCCGUAGUUGGAUACGUUUCAUACAUUUUUACGAAAUAGCUCAUUUUAGCACUGCAUUGGCUUUAAGUCUGGUUGCUAGAGCUUCUUGUUGACAGGUUAUUAUUUAGAAAAAAAAUGCUAACACAAUUAACUGUUUUCGGUUUUGAUUUGAUGAUUACAUCUUUUCCAAAACGGUAUGGAAUGUUAUCAUCUGACUUUUUGCAGGAUGUUACAGAAAAGCGCGGUUAAACAGGCUAUAUUGUAGCAACAACGAGGUGUAUUGAAACAUUGUGUGUCCUCUCUCUGCUGCUUCAAAUGUCAAAGAACGAUUUGGAAGAUGACAUAUGGGAAUAUAAGCCUCUCAACAAGAAGAAAAGAAAGGACAAAGAGACACCUGAUACUUUUAAUGGAUCCAUGGCUAAGUACAGACAAGCCUCACAAUGUUUAACCAAAGGAGAAACUUCUGUCCAAGUGAAGAACACAGUCAGACAUGUGAAGCUCACCAAAGUAGCUCCAAAUAAAACCCUCGGUGUGAAAAAUAAAGAGGUGGCGCGUAGGACACUUUCAACUCAAAAUAUCGCCUUUCCACAGUCGACACAAGAUGAUGAUAGUACACGUACUGCUGGAGAGAACGUGCACCGGGCAUCUUCCCCUGGAGGAAGUUCCUGUCCGAUCUGUCAGAUGCCAUUCUCUAUAUUGGUGGUGCAAUCGCAAAGAUGGCAUGUCGCAGAAUGUCUUGACAAUCCUGGGGAAGACCGCAAAGAAUGUCCCGAUGGUAUCCAGUGCUACUCCACAAUUCUGAGCCACUACCAGAGAUACAGCCACUCCCUGCUUGCCCACAGCCGAGCAACCAAUGAGGCGCCCUGCCUCAGCUUGGAGUUGGUAACCAAUGGCGGGGCCAAUUUAAGCUUGGAGAGCUCACAGGACAGCCAGAGUUAUUCUCCUAUUAACAGACACAGUGGAGCGACAUCCCCCACAAAGCCAAAUGCCCUUCUGCUGCUCCGGUCUCCUGCUCCAGAGGUAAUCCGAAAAAAAAAAGGCUGGUCACCUUCAACCAAAGUCUUGAAGUCUACCCUCCAAGACAAUAAAACAAAAGUGUCAACCCCCCAUAAGGACAAUAGGGGGAGUGAAGGCCUUGAGGGUGGUUUUGUCAACGCAGAGCCCUCUGCUUCUAGUGAUGAGAUCUCCUAUUCCCCCAUGUCUGAGUUUCCCCAAGAUAUGGAAGUUAAUGGGACACAACUAAAAAAAGCUCUAUUUCCAAGCAGUAUGUUGGAAGAUGGGGAAAAUAAUGACUCAAUGUUGUUAUUCAGUGAUGGAGUCUCAAGUGAUAAUGAGUUAUUUUCCAACCUUGUGGCUCAUUCUGAAACAAAUGAAGUUGUAGGUUCUCCAGUAUUCAGCGACAGCCAGGUGGUAUCGAUUAGCUCAUUAGUGCAUAGCAAUCACCUACCUAGCUUCUCAAGAGAAGAGCAUACAGAGGAUAACUGUAAUGCCGUCAGUGCUAGGCCUCCACUCCAGUCUCCAAAAAGUAUAGUAUUAGAAAGCUUAGGGGAGAGCCUGUUCAGCCCAAGCAGCAAUUACAGCCUCCAUUCCAAAAGCUUGGAUCAGUGCCCCACUUACACAAACACGGAGUUGAACGUGUCAUUACCUCAAGUGCCUCCAUCUUCCCAAGCUUCCCCCACCCAACAUUCUCAGGCAACCAUGACAACUAGGAAGGGCAAGUCCUCUGGGCUCAAACAGACAGACAUUGGGGUGUUUUUUGGGCUCAAGCCCCUGAAGGACAAAGGGAAGGAGCAAGAGGCUGGGAACGUUUUACCUGGGGUGGCUCUCCAUCAGGGACCUGUACUUGAAGAGCGCAAGGGAGGUAAAGAGGACAAUGGAGGACGUCAGAGGAAAGGCAGAAGUGCAAAUGCCACGGUGACCCCUAAAGUUGGAGUGCGAUCAGACGGUGGGAGUACACAGACUCCAAGUGAGGGAGGUAGGAAGAGGUGGAACAGGGGGAGAACCGAUGGAGAACAAAGGGAGUCCAAGCGAUGCCCGUUUUAUAAAAAGAUUCCAGGCACUAAGUUUGCUGUGGAUGCUUUUCAGUAUGGGCUGGUUGAGGGCAUCACCACUUACUUCCUCACACACUUCCACUCAGACCACUAUGGAGGCCUGAAGAAGAGCUCUACAUUCCAUAUCUACUGUAACAGAAUCACAGGUAACCUGGUGAAGAGUAAGCUGAGGGUGGCUGAGCAGUACGUUCACAUCCUGCCCAUGAACACCCAGGUCACUGUGGAUGGGUUCAAGGUCACACUGCUUGACGCCAACCACUGUCCAGGAGCUGCCAUGCUGCUGCUGUUCCUGCCCGAUGGCCAGACUGUGCUUCACACGGGAGACUUUAGAGCUGACCCUUCUAUGGAGGCCUACCACGAGCUGCUGAGCUGCCGAGUCCAGACACUCUACCUGGACACCACUUACUGCAGUCCUGAAUACACCUUCCCCACGCAGCAGGAGGUCAUAAACCUUGCGGCCAACACAGCCUUCAUGUGUGUGACCCUCAACCCUCGCACUCUGGUGGUGUGUGGCUCCUAUUCCGUUGGCAAAGAGAAAGUAUUCUUGGCUCUGGCAGAGGUACUGGGCUCCAAAGUUUGCCUGUCCCGGGACAAGUUCAACACCAUGUGUUGUCUGGAGUCAGAGCGCAUCCGCCAGCUGAUCACCACCGACUGGAAGGCCGCACAGGUCCAUGUGCUACCCAUGAUGCAACUGAACUUCAAAAACCUGCAGGCUCAUCUGAGUAGGUUCUCGAGGCAGUACGACCAGCUGGUGGCCUUCAAGCCCACGGGCUGGACCUUCAGACAGAGGGUGGAGGCUGUGGAAGAUAUCAAGCCUAUGGUCCAUGGCAACAUCAGCAUCUAUGGCAUCCCCUACAGUGAGCACAGCAGCUACCUGGAGCUGAGGCGUUUUGUCCAGUGGCUGCGGCCCCUCAAGAUUAUCCCUACAGUCAACGUGGGCAGCUGGGCUAGCCGGAAGGCCAUGGAGAGGUGCUUCAGCGAGUGGCUAACAGAGGCUUACGAGGCUAAUAAUGUUAAAGGAAUCUAAAACAGGACACUUCAGUAUUCAUACACAGUGAAAACAGUAUAUGACACAAUACUUGAGUGUUAGCUAAUUGGUUUAUUCGGAUCCCUAUUAGCUUUUGCCAAAGCAGCGGCUAUUCUUCCUGCGGUCCACACUAAAACACAAAUAACAAAACACUGAUACACAAGAACAGUUAUACAAAUUUAAAAUACACCGAUAUACAAACAAUACAACUAAAGAAUAAUUUGUGUCUAAUUUCUGUUUGUUACAGUGUCUGUGUGUGCCAUGAGAUGUUGUUUUUAAUCAAUUAUUUUAAGGUAAUUUUUCUGUUUGUUUGGGUAAUUGGAGAUGGGAGUUCCGUGCAAUCUUGGCUCUGUAUAAUACUGUGCAUUGCCGUGAAUUUGUUUUGGACUUGGGGACUGUAAAGUGACCCCUGGUGGCAUUUUUUGUGGGGUAUGUAUGGGUGUCUGAGCUGUAUGUUAUUUGAUUAUGCAGGCAAUCUGGGAUUUUCAUUCCUCAUAAAAACUAGAAGAGAAGCAGUUAAUCUCUUGUCAUCCAGGAAACACUGGCAUGCAUGUUGUUGAUGUUCGUUAGGUAUGUGCAGUUAAGGGUAAGGCGUGCUGCUCUGUUUUGCUGCACUUGACCAUAUUACCAAACAGUAAUCACGAUGGGACAAGACAAGUUCCUGAACAACUAGUAUAGUAGAAAAAUGCAGAACAUAUUUUUGUAAACAGACAUGCAUCUUCACAAAUUUGUCAAGAUUACUUUGCCCAUGAUAACUGAACAUACAAUGUUUUACCUAGUUUAGCUCCCUCAACUUUCUUAUGCACAACUCCAGUUGAGAUUUAUCUCUUAGACAAUGUUUUGAACCAAAUACAAUGAUUUUAGUUUUAGAUGUAUUUAAGACCAGUUUAUUAUUAAUCACCCAUUCUGAUACUAAUAUGUCCUUAUUUAGAAUUUCAGUCAGCUCACUGGCUUUGGGUGCUGACAUAUGGAAUCAUCUACCUACAUAGUAAUUCUAGCUUCGUGUAAGACCAGUGGCAAAUCAUUUGUAAAAAUAGAGAAGAGUAACGGCCCAAGGCAACUGCCCUGAGGGACACCACACUGUACAUCUCUGUUAUAUUGGAUAAACAACUCUCCAGGUGAUGUAAAGCCAUAGCAAGUGAGUUUUUUUCAAUAACAAUGUAUGAUCAAUAACAUCAAAGGCUGCACUGAAAUCUAACAAUACAGCUCCAACUAUCAUCUUAUCCAUUUAUUUUAACCAAUCAUCAGUAAUCUGAGUCAGUGCAGUUCAAGUUGAAUGCCCUUCUCCAAAUGCAUGCUGAAAGUCAGUAGUUAAAGAUAUAGCAAAUACCAUUCUCAAUAGUUUCACAUCAAGGUUGAUUAUCAUUAUUGAUGGAUAACAAUACAUUUUACAGCUCUCCCACACUAACUUGACCCUUAUUAUUAAAAUAUGAUUCACUGUUCAAUGUUGUCAUUUAACUUCUGAGUUUAUCAACUUUACUCGUGAAAUAGUAAUUGAAAUGAUUGGCAAUAUCGAAAGGUUUUGUUAUAAGUGACCCAUCAACUUCAAUGAACUAUGAAGUCUAUAAAUAAAAAUGAUAUUUAACUGGG